AUGUCUGUGAUUUAUGGCAGCGAAGAUCUAAACUUUUUUCGGCUCACAAAAUGCGUUCAUGAUUAUUCGACGGCAGCACUGAGAAAAGUGUUCAUACAAGAAUGGAAUAAGAUUUAUGCUUCCUCUCCAUGGCAAAAUGACACUUCGAGCGGAUCACAACUGUUAGCGGAAGAGAUGCUACCGCAUCACUCUCGACUUUUUGAUCCGGUGUAUUGUAAUGAUUACCGAGAUGUCAAGAAUCAUUUGUCCAACGGGAACAUCGAAACUUGGGACAUAACUACACUAGUUUUUGCUCUAAGUUACUCGCACGCUCUUGGUCCCACUCGAGGCACAGUCUACGGGAAGAGAAUUUUAAAAGCUAUACAUCAAAUUCGAAGGGUUAGAAAUGCAAUGUCGGCGCACGCUGCAAGAGCAUCGAUAUCUCACGCCACAUUCAAGACAAGCGUGAUGACUUUAAUAACAGCUGUUCAAGGCUUGCUUUCAAAAUCUGAUCCGAUUGUUGAAAAUCUUCAGCAAAUGCUGACUGAAAGGGAAUUCAACACGAACGAACUUCUAAACUACAAAAAAUGGUUGAAAAACGAACGUGAUCACUCGCGGUCGCUUGAAAGGGUUGUGAAAACAUUAGAAGAAAAAAUUGAAGAGAGACCUGGGCACAAGAGGAAAACUCCACGGGAUGAGACUAGGAAUUUAAGUUCAGAACACCACAGAAGGAACGACGCCAAACAAUUGGCUACGACUUCUAUUGAUCAAGUGCCUUCAAGAUGGAAACUAAAAAUUUUCACCAGGGGAAGGUACAUCAGACUGAUAGAUAAAUCUAAUUCAUUAUCUUUCAAUUUUUGCUGGGAAGAUCUCGAGAAGUUUUUGCAAGGAUUUAGCGGCGAUAGGGAUAUAGAAAUAUUUGCUAAAAUCCAAGCAGCUUGCGCGCUCAACCAGCGCUCAAGAAAGGAAGACUCGCUGAAGAUGCUAGAUGGCCUGAAGUCCUCUUGCGGUUUCAACAGAGAAUACGGGUUUUUAGCACAUGCAAGGAUAAGAAUAUGUGUGGCAUUCGUUUUACAUGACAUGGGAAACGACGACGAAGCAAUGAGAGAGGCUGACGAAGCACAUAAGAUGUUAAGAGAUGGGGAAUGCUUUGAGGAUUUUGUAGAGAUACACAACGUGAAAGCAAAUAUCAUCUUAUCUAGAAGCAAGAACAGCACAGAAGAUCGCAAACUCGUUCUUUUUCAUUUGAACAGUUCACUCGAUUUUUGCGGGAAAGUCUCAGUUGAUAAGAGUGUUACCAUGGUACAAGUGACAAUGCGCAAAGCUCUGGUUCAUUUAGGUUAUUAUCAGCAUGGUAUUGCCAAAGAAGUGUCAAAAUCUGACGUUGAUGUCGCCGAGACUGUUUUGAGCCGUAUUUCAUCUCGACAAAUCGAGAGAUUGUCCGAGAGAAGCAAAAUUUACUACAACUAUUGUCAGGCAUUGCUUGCCUUCAGGAAAGGUGAUUAUGAGAAAGCAAAGAAAUUGGAACAAAGAGCAAGACGAAAAUGUGAGCUGCAGUCUCUACAUAACGAGAUACAACAGCUUGAUAUGCUGAGAAGCCUCUUCAGUGAACAAGCGGAGGAGAUAACGAGUGAGGGAGCCAACAUAUCCGGAUAACGAGCGACUAGAUUUUCAAUGAAGAGUGCACGAUAAACAGAUAACCGCCCGAACAUAACCGACGUGCGAACGAACUUCAACGAACUAGAGACUGCCUCGUGCCCAGACCUCUCCCUGCUGAAAAAAUGGACGUACAUUCGUGAACCGCCUGUGAAAGAGAAUGGGUUGACGAACUAAAAAAAUAAAAAAAAAUAAAAAAAACACAACAUACAUAGCUACAUUGAUAAAACUGAUUUCAAAAUUUUUCCUCUAAACACAAUUAUCCCCGCCAUCGCAAAUAUAACCUCACUACCAUAAAUCAAACUCAGAAAUGGUCGUUCCAUCAGAUUUACUGAAUUCUUAAAACAUUAUGGCCAGUUUUUUCAUAAUCCGUGACUGCAUUGGUGUGGCUUUCCUUCGCUCUGUGAUUGCUCCUGAAAACUGACGCCACUCUCUCAACCAAUCAGAAGCAAAGCUAAGAACAACCAGGACUUGGCCGCCCGCGUUUUCCCGCGCUUUGGGCAGCUCUCAUUGACUCUUCAAGGUAUCUUCUGAUUGGAUGCUGUAAUUACUUUGGUUUUGAUUUUACUAAACUCAAUCGAAAAACUUUCUAGACUGAUACUAUUGAUUAACCCUCUAAACCCUAAGAAUGACUAACAUCAAAUUUCUCCUACAAUAUCACCCCUGACUCACACACUGAGGUCACAAAAAUAGAGGAAGUGAUCACCAACAAAAGAAGCUUUUGAUUGGUAAACAAAUUCUCCAUGUCAGCACCUUAGGAAAUGUAUAAAAAACUGUAAGGAGAAUAUUGUUAUGGGUAAUUGUUGUUGCUUAUAGAAAUUUCCAGACUGUUGAGUCAUGCUGACUUGCAUAACGAAGAACUUUCCAGAACAUUUUAUCAAGUUACGUACUUAUUAUGUAAUACUAAAAUAGUUCUUAA
Pocillopora verrucosa is the source of this 2554-nucleotide messenger RNA. RefSeq lists its product as uncharacterized. NCBI's taxonomy places the organism in Eukaryota, Metazoa, Cnidaria, Anthozoa, Scleractinia, Pocilloporidae. The record is from RefSeq and is a predicted model, not a curated record.